Molecule: messenger RNA, 859 nt
Organism: Eurypyga helias (sunbittern)
Lineage: Eukaryota; Metazoa; Chordata; Aves; Eurypygiformes; Eurypygidae
Gene: TM2D3
Product: TM2 domain containing 3
Exons: 5
Coding region: 6-668 (220 amino acids)
Source: RefSeq, a predicted model, not a curated record
CUCUGAUGACCACAAAGCAUUCACAGCCACAGUCUACGUUUGCAAAAAGUCUGACCUCAACGAGUACAAAUCCCCCUUACUUUAAAGCAGCAGAAAGUACAGAAAUUCCAUCUUACGUGACUAAAUGUCCUAGCAAUGGGCUUUGCAGUAGACUGCCACCAGAGUGUAUGACAUGCAAUACAAACUAUUCCUGCAUAUAUGGGAAGCCAGCCUCCUUUGACUGCAGAGUCAAGCCACAUGUUCAUUGUGUUGAUCAGAAUAACCACGAGCAGGAGAACUUCACAAUUAACAUGACGUGCCAGUUUUGUUGGCAGCUGGCGACAGCUGAUUACGUGUGUACCAACUCUACGAACUGCAUGACGGUUUCUUGUCCGCGACAGCGCUACAACGCCACCUGUACGGUGCGGGAUCAUAUUCAUUGCCUAGGUAAUCGAGUCUUUCCUAAGAUGCUCUAUUGCAACUGGACUGGAGGCUAUAAGUGGUCUACUGCCUUGGCACUAAGCAUCACCCUCGGCGGAUUUGGUGCCGAUCGUUUCUAUUUGGGCCAGUGGCGGGAAGGUCUGGGAAAGCUCUUCAGCUUUGGUGGCCUUGGAAUAUGGACACUCAUUGAUGUGCUGCUAAUUGGCGUGGGCUACGUGGGACCCGCAGAUGGUUCUCUUUAUAUUUAAAUGUGGGUGCACUAUGUCUGGGAGGGGAGGAAUUGCUUGGAAGCCGGGGCUCUCAGAAGAAGGAGUAAAGAUGGGAGCCGCUGAGGUGGGAUGAAGAACAAGUGUUCUUUCUGCGUGCGUACGCUUUAUUGUACAGUAUCUGUACUUAGUUUGCCUUUAACCUAAGGUAAAAUAAAAGAGUGGAUCACUGA